AAACAAGCUACUCUACAAGAGUACAAUUAUACAGCUCAGGAAUUAGAGAAAGAAAUUCAUGGGCCAUCAGGCGAUUCUCUUCCAGCAGAAAAGAAACUUUGUGUAUUUGACAAGAUAUUUGCAGCAUAUCGUGAAGCCAGAAGCAGCAUUCGUGGUGAUUUGGUGAUAGUCAAUGAGCUGAAAGUGUUAUCCAGUGAGAGUAGAUCCAAUGGCUGUAUAGAGCAUGCGAGAGGAAUUAUGGAGCUAGAGAAGGCUUCAGAGAAUCUCUCGAAAAACAUAUCAGCUAUUUCAUUAAGUGGAAAUGAGAAAAAGGUUCUUCCUCUUGUAGAAUUAUGUUUUAUCCCUUUUCUACAUCAAUUGUCCAUGAAUUUAUUUAAUCGAAUUAGCUGUGCAGUGUUAAUAUAUUACGAAGGUGUCUGCUUUUAGCCCUUUUUUCUGGAUUAAUGUUUGAGCUCGACCGAUUAGUGUAUAUACAACCUGUACCUUACUUGCACUUUCACUUGAAACCCCAUUUCAGCUGGAGAAAUUUCUGAUGGAGAAAUUGCACUGUUAUGAAUCUGCGGUUGGCGAGUAUUCCAACAACAGGAAAGCAGCCCCUGCUCGCAUUGAAGUCUUUCCACCUGCCUUCCAGGCAGUGCCCUGCAACCCAAUUUUGUUGGAUCUGGCAUAUGAUUUCAUUCAGUUCCCUUCACUUGAUAGUAGGAUUAGGAAAGACAAAAAGGGCGGCGGUAGCACCAGCUUCCUUACCAGAUUUUGGGGUUGAGUUCGCCGUAUCUCUCUGCCAUCCCUUUAGUUUUUGGUUGGGAUUGAGUAUUACUACUAUUAUUUAUGUAUUCAUGCAAGCCAGGAUUUUCCCUUUCUCCAACUACACACAGGCAUACAGCUUUGUUUAUUUUCUAUUUUCCCUUUCUCCAUCAAUAGAAGUUUUUGUUGCUUGUUUUUUUAAACAGGAUUAUUGUAAUAGUAAAUGAGAGUUGUUCUUUUUUAACUCUGGUAAAACUUAAAAGCGUGGACUUUUGUCUUUUUAUGGUUGAAGUUGAUACCCUUUUUUUUAAAUCUUU
Messenger RNA from Cuscuta epithymum, 1061 nucleotides. Lineage: Eukaryota; Viridiplantae; Streptophyta; Magnoliopsida; Solanales; Convolvulaceae. The record is from the annotation of a GenBank genome assembly.